CUCAAUGCCUGCAACCAUGUGUCUGGUUCUCCUCCUCCUGCUGUGGCUGAGCUGUGCGACCCCAAACCAGGAGACAGGCAGCUGCUCCCAACCCCAGCCCCUCUGCUGCUUUGGAACAGAUCACCACUGCAAGAGAGGAAGCUGCUACUGUGAUGAGUUCUGCCACGAGGUGUCAGACUGCUGCCCAGACCACCGCGCCCUGUGCACCCUGGAUAACUCACACGCAGGCUCCUUCCCACCCCUGGCGGAACCGGAUGCUGUGAUGGACAGAGGCAAGCCCCUUGCUUGUACUUCAGGCCAAGGCCAGGAUGUGGACUGGAUGCCUCCUGAGGGCCCUGAUAAUCCUGAGAUCCUCACAUUUGGUCCAUUUCCUUCUCAGAAUACCAAGAUGGUGCUGCAGAUGGUGCUGAGGAGGGAGACCCCCCCGAGCCCUGCAAGAAGCAACCUAGACUGGAUACAGAAUGUGGUGAGUACCCUGGUGGUUCUCCCGGAAGGGGUGCUGACAACCUGCUCCUGCCUCCCUGGCCUGUAG
Molecule: messenger RNA, 532 nt
Organism: Panthera uncia (snow leopard)
Lineage: Eukaryota; Metazoa; Chordata; Mammalia; Carnivora; Felidae
Product: somatomedin-B and thrombospondin type-1 domain-containing protein-like
Exons: 3
Coding region: 5-532 (175 amino acids)
Source: RefSeq, a predicted model, not a curated record